Parnassius mnemosyne (clouded apollo) is the source of this 285-nucleotide messenger RNA. The record is from the annotation of a GenBank genome assembly. NCBI's taxonomy places the organism in Eukaryota, Metazoa, Arthropoda, Insecta, Lepidoptera, Papilionidae.
AUGGGAAAGAAGGAUAAAAAAGGACCAAAAGCUAAUGUAUUUAAGGUCGCACGAGCUAAAAGUUUAAAAAAAUCUAAGGCAAAAGCAGUUAACUUGGGGUUAAAAAAUAUGAAAGUAAAAAUUGGUGAAAUUGAUAAACAAUUCUUGGAAUUAAAGAAAAAUGUGCAACAAAACACAUCCAAUCCUAAAAAUAAAAUCGAUGUACCCCAGAAACGGACAGAGAAGAAUGUUACAAAGGAGGAAGUGUCAAAAACUGCUGAAGAAAUUGUAAAAAUGGAUUUAUAG